Molecule: messenger RNA, 3671 nt
Organism: Puntigrus tetrazona (Sumatra barb)
Lineage: Eukaryota; Metazoa; Chordata; Actinopteri; Cypriniformes; Cyprinidae
Gene: gaa
Product: alpha glucosidase
Biological process (GO): glycogen catabolic process; lysosome organization
Cellular component (GO): lysosomal membrane
Molecular function (GO): alpha-1,4-glucosidase activity; carbohydrate binding
Source: RefSeq, a predicted model, not a curated record
ACACUUGCCGCAAAUGAGCACAUAUGAAAAACCUAUGCAUUUAGCAUUAACAGAGGCAAGAAAUAAUAUCAUAAACAGAAAAUUAAUACAACGUAAAUAGAUAAUAAAUGAUACAAUGACACAAUAAAAACGUUUUAAUAAAAGAGGAAACGCCGGGUUCGUGACGUCACGGGAACAUGGCGGCGCAGGGAGGAUAUUUCACAAUCGUUAAAAUCUACUCUGGCUCGUCAUCCUGACUUUGAAAACACUUGUGAACAGCGCAUGUGUCAUUUUCUCCCCCCUAUUGGAAGAAGAAACUAGCGUUUUGUUGUGUUUACAUUGAUCUCACACUCUAAAUAGCCUAACUAAGCCCUUUAAAUGGCCAAGAUUUGCUGUGGGCCCCUGCACACAUUUGCACUACUGACUUCUGUACUUCUUAUUCUGGUGCACAAGGACAAGAAGGCUUCAUUUGCCUUUUCUCCAUCGGCAGAAUGGCGGCACGGUUCGAACAUCUCCUACAGGAGCGCGCUCCGUACGAGAGAACAUAAGCAGACUCCCUCUAGUUCACUCAGAGAUCGGUGUGGAGUAGCUGUGGAGAGCCGUAUCGACUGUGCCCGGGAUAGAGCUCUGAGCCGGGCUGAUUGUUUGGGCAGAGGGUGCUGCUAUGUGCCCCUGCCUCAGUCUGGAUUAGGAGGACCACCAUGGUGUUUCUACCCAGUCCCUUACCCGGGCUACAAGAUGGGGCCCCUGUUUCCCUCAGAGAAGGGCCAAAGAGCCACCCUGGCCCGUUCUGCACCCUCAUACGUGCCCAGAGAUAUCCCCACACUGCAGCUAGAUGUGAUGCCUGAGACUUUGGGUCGUCUUCACCUCACUCUGAAGGAUCCAGCAUCUCCACGAUAUGAGGUUCCCUUUGUGACGUCCCAGUCCAGGGGCCACAAGGACGUGCAAAACCCCCUCUACGAUGUUGACUUCCAACUAGAUCCGUUCGGAUUCAUUGUACGGCGAAAAUCCAAUGGCCGGGUUCUCCUGAAUACUACAAUAGGCCCGCUCCUGUUUGCAGAUCAGUAUCUGCAGCUCUCCACCAGCAUGGCUUCCUCCCUGAUAUCUGGCCUGGGUGAACAUUACACCCCAAUCACGCUGGAUCUCAACUGGAGCUCUGUUUCAUUAUGGAACAGAGACAUGGCGCCACAUAGAAACGCCAACUUGUACGGCUCCCACCCUUUCUUUUUGGUCCAAGAAGGUGAUGGACAGGCACAUGGAGUCUUUCUGCUCAACAGCAAUGCAAUGGAAGUGUUUCUGCAGCCUGCUCCAGCAUUAACUUGGGUGACCGUCGGAGGAAUACUGGACUUCUACAUCUUCUUAGGCCCAAGUCCUCAGAGUGUGGUUCAGCAGUACCAUGAGGUUAUAGGUUAUCCGAUGAUGCCACCCUACUGGUCACUGGGCUUCCACCUCUGCCGCUGGGGUUAUACGUCCACCAACAUAACAAGAACAGUGGUACAGCGCAUGCGCCAGGCCAAGAUCCCUCUAGACGUACAGUGGAAUGACCUUGACUAUGCAGACCAAAGAAGAGUCUUUACGUUUGAUCCCCAAAGAUUCGGAGAUUUGCCCCGAAUGGUUGAAGAGCUCCAUCAGCUGGGCAUGAAGUAUGUGCUCAUUCUGGAUCCUGGCAUCAGCAGUACGAGUCCUCCUGGUUCAUAUAAACCUUUUGAUGACGGGCUAAAGAGAGGAGUGUUCAUCAAAAACUCCACUGGACAGAUCCUUAUUGGGAAAGUAUGGCCGGGUCCAACUGCUUUUCCAGAUUUCACCAAUCCCACAACACGGGACUGGUGGAUGGACUGCAUCAGAGUCUUUCACAGCCAGGUACCUGUGGAUGGACUCUGGAUAGACAUGAAUGAGCCGUCAAAUUUUGUGCAGGGCUCUGCGGAUGGGUGUCCUGACUCCGACUUGGAGAAUCCACCUUAUACGCCAGAUGUGAUCGGAGGUCAGUUAAGCUCAGGAACUCUGUGUGCGUCCUCGCAGCAGCAUCUGUCCAGUCACUACGACCUGCACAAUCUGUAUGGGCUGACCGAGGCCAUCGCCACGCACAGGGCACUGUUGAAAGUGAAGAGCACUCGGCCGUUUGUCCUGUCCCGGUCGUCUUUUCCAGGACUGGGCCGUUUCUCUGCGCACUGGACUGGAGACGUGCGGAGUGACUGGGAGCAGCUUCGCUUUUCAGUACCUGGUGUGCUCCUGUUUGGACUCUAUGGAGUCCCGCUGGUGGGUGCUGAUGUCUGUGGGUUUGGUGGAGACACUACUGAAGAGCUGUGUGUGCGCUGGACACAACUUGGAGCCUUUUACCCCUUUAUGAGAAACCAUAAUGACAGACCCAAUGCGCCCCAGGAGCCGUAUGUGUUCAGCCAGCAAGCCCAGGAUGCCAUGAGGACUGCGAUCAGACUGCGAUACUCUCUGCUGCCCUUCCUCUACACACUGUUUCAUCACACACACUCCUCCGGCAGCACCGUGGCCCGUCCUCUCUUCCUUGAGUUUCCCACUGAUCCAGAUUGCCAGAGCAUCGACGGGCAGUUCCUGUGGGGCAGUUCUCUGCUCAUCAGCCCCGUCCUGGAGGAGCGAGCGCUGGAGGUGACGGCCUAUCUUCCCCCGGGGACCUGGUACAGCCUGCACGAUGGGGAAGCUUAUCACAGCAAAGGGCAAUACGUUCUGCUCCCUGCUCCUUUAGACACCAUUAAUGUUCACGUGAGAGAAGGGAGCAUCAUCCCGCAGCAGGUUCCCGCACUGACGACCGCGACAUCCCGCGGGAACCCUUUCACCCUAGUCGUGGCGCUGUCCGUGGGAAACCGGGCGAAAGGGGAGCUCUUCUGGGAUGACGGGGAAAGUCUGGACACGUUUGAGCAUGGAAAUUAUUCAUACGUUCUGUUCUUUGCUGAAGAGUCUUACGUGAUCAGUAAGCCAGUAAAACUAAACGGAUCUCUGGAUGGUCUGGUCCUGGGGGAGGUAUGUGUUUUUGGGGUUCAGACUGCACCUACAGCCGUGUGGGCCAAUGGCCAAAAGCUUCAUGGCUUCUCCUACGACCCAGACAGCAAGGUUCUUGCAGCGCCAGGUCUGGACUUACCCAUGACCGCCACCAUCACGGUCCAGUGGAGCUGAUGGGAAAUCUCUGCCGUGUUCGUUGUUUUUUACAGUUAUCUUUAACAGCAUGUUUCUGCUGUACCGUUUCUUUUAAAUAUCGUUUUUGCUAUAAAAUAAACCUUUUAUUUUAUUGAAUGUUCCUAAUGUUUCACUGAAUAAUCAGUGUUUCACAUAACCCAUACAUUUGUCUUUAAAUGUUUAUAUAAUUUUUUUAAUAUCAUUUACAUUUAGCAGACUUACCAAUUGAAGCAAGCAAAACAGAUCAAUAAUAUGCAAGUCCUAUGACAAGUCUCGUUUUUUACAUUGUGUAUUUAAAACAAAAAGAAUAUAUGCUUAUAAUAUUAUACAAAUAAAUAUAUAGCUGCAUACGCAUAGUAGGGGUAUUGCACUUUUAUCGAUUAAGCUCCGAUUUAAAUAGAGUUUAAUAUAAUAAUGCUGCUCCAGAUGCAUUUCCUAUUAUUAUAAACGUCGUACUGCUUAAUAUUUUGGUGGAAACUGUGAUCAUUUUUAUUUUAGGAUUAUUAAAUAUUAAAUAAAACAAUAAAACAAUGCAAUAAAAAUAAUAA